UUCCCUAUCGGGUGCUCACAGGCUCCCAGCUCCCACAGGGCUGCUGCCACAGCUACAGCAGCAAAGGCUGGAUGCACAGCAAUGGAGAAUUUGGAUGUCCCGAUCCCAGAUCUUACUGAAGAACAGCAAGAUAUUCUUCAGAGAGUUUUUGCUGCUGAUGCCAAGUACUUGGAGAAUCAUGAGAAAAUGAACCAGUCCUUCUGGGAAUCACUUGUGAAAUGCUUGGCCACUACUAACCCACCUAUCCUGAAUACUGAAGAAAAGAACAAUCUCCUUAACAGCUGUGAUGUCCUCCCCGGAGGUUGUGCUGCCUGCCUGAAAGCCAUAGAGAAGAAAGGAGUCAGGGCAAUGGCUCUUCUUUACCUUUUGCUGAAGACUUCCAACCCAUCUGGGUACAGGCAGCUGCCCAGCUCCAAGGGAAAGGAUGAAAAAUUGAAACUCCUGAAGAGUUUGGAAAGGAAUUUUGUAUAUUCAGAAGAAGACAAAAAGUCUGAAAACUCAUCCCAGGAGUCCAUAGGUGAAGAUACACAAGACAGUGAUGAGGAAUAUUUAGGAAGACAGAAGACUGAAGGCCAGUUACUUAGAGGAAUACCAGCAGAGGUGGUUCCCUACAGAGAUUCAGAGAUUGCCAGAAGAGAAGAUUCAGAUGUAGAUGCGUAUGAGGAGGAGAGCAGUCACCCCCCUCAGUGUACAGUACGGUGGAUGGGCAUACGGAAGGAUGAUGAAUUCUUUCAUUUUGUCAUUCUUUGCUUUGCAAUUGGAGCUUUACUAGUUUGCUACUACUACUACAAAGAUUGGACUAUUUCUCUUGGGAUUGGUUUAAUCACCUUUGCUUCCCUGGAAACCACUGGGAUAUACUUUGGUCUAGUGUACCGAAUUCGGAGCGUCCUUGACAGCUUUGUUCCUCUGAUUGACAGAUUCAGGCCAAGAGGCAUGAGGAAAGCUGCCUAGGAGGAGUAUUUCAGGAGAGUUCCUCAAACCUGGCUGUCCAAAUUUCCAGUACUAAAGGAACUGCUUUAUGAGGUGAACCUAACAACCAAAUGGCCAAUGUGAAAUACUGAAAUGUAAAACUUCCGAAAAACAUCACUCCUUUCCCUCCAAAAUAAACCUGAAACCGGGGUACGGGGCCCCACUCUGGAUUCCAAAGUGGUUUGGGGUUCAGCAGAGCUUGGGAGACAAUGGAGAUGUAGCUUUGUGUUCAAUUCCAUUGAAAUGUAAACAGUCACCUUCCCUCCCCCAGGCAGCCUUGUGGUGGUGCAUCUCUCAUUUAACAAACCACGCCAGCGUGCCUGUGGCGUACCAGAAGCAGCAGACCAAUGUCCUGUGCUGGUGCUGGCUUAGGCUCUGGCUCUUCCUGUGGGGAUUCUGGCCUCCUCCUCCUCCCCCCGGUGCUGCCCAGAGCAGGCAGAGGCUGGCCCUGCUCUCCCAGCUGAGCCCCAGUGGUGCUGGCACUGGGGCUGAUGAAUUGAUCGUGGCAGAACUCGGAGCAGUGGGCGGGCAGUAGUUUCACCCGAGGAGAGGUGGGGAGAUGUUACAGGCACUGACAGAGUGCUGCAGUAAUGAGAUUAUUAACAACAGCAGAUUUCAUCUUUUCUCAGGGGAAAAACAAAGUGCUUGAUUUGACUCAUCCCCCAACCUUUUUCUUUCUUUGAGUAAAAUAAACACAAAACUUUGACAUUCGUUUCAUUUUAUAGGAUGUGUUACAUACUGGAAGAAUGUAGGGCUACUGCAAUCAUAGGAAGACUGCAACAAAACUAUACUUUUAGUAAAAAUGAAUGAUGUAGGCAACCAGUUGAACAGAAAAAGGCAUAAACAUGGAUUUUUAAGGAAAGGUAAAUCUGAAAGAUGUAAAGCCAAACAGCUCAGAGUUUUACAGGAACAAUUUCAAGCCUUGCUCAGAAAAUUAGAAAGGUUUUUGUUGUGUGUAAUUGGAAGCACCAGUGUCAGUCACUCUUGCCUGCAGUUCCAGCUGCACUGCCAGAAACACCAACAGUUGCACUCAGGCCUGCACCAACACAGCACAGCUGCCACCCAAUGCCUCAAGGGCUAAAUUGUGCAAGAAGGAUGAAUACAAGUUAUUUCAUAGUAUUUAUAUGCUCCUUUACAUGUAUUUGUAGAAAUAUUCCACCAUCCCAAACUACUGUAUACUUUGUGUUAGUCUGCAAAUAAAGUCUUGCUCAGACCACUGUA
Molecule: messenger RNA, 2190 nt
Organism: Vidua macroura (Pin-tailed whydah)
Lineage: Eukaryota; Metazoa; Chordata; Aves; Passeriformes; Viduidae
Gene: TMEM40
Product: transmembrane protein 40
Exons: 13
Coding region: 82-951 (289 amino acids)
Source: RefSeq, a predicted model, not a curated record